Sinocyclocheilus anshuiensis is the source of this 1395-nucleotide messenger RNA. Its product is annotated as meiosis inhibitor protein 1-like. NCBI's taxonomy places the organism in Eukaryota, Metazoa, Chordata, Actinopteri, Cypriniformes, Cyprinidae. The transcript is spliced from 14 exons. Bases 1 to 1395 code for a protein of 464 amino acids. The record is from RefSeq and is a predicted model, not a curated record. Gene Ontology annotation, biological process: meiosis I.
AUGCGCGUGGACGCGGCUCGGGAGCUGCUGUACUGCGAAGAACAACGAAAAACGCUGUUCAGUGCUGUGGAUUCGUCUCUGCUGGAUCAGACCGUUCAAGUUCUGUUGCAGGUGACACUGGACGUCCCGAAUCAAGCGUUUCUGCUCUUCAUCCUGGAUCAGAUCCACUCAAGGUGGACUGAUGGGGAGAAAGCGUCUCUGUCCUCCUUGACGUUUCUGGGUAAACUGCUGGAUGCUCAUCCUGCUCUGAGUCAAACGCUGACGUCCAGCCGCCUGUGUGUGCUGGAGUGUGUGUGCUCAGCUCUGCUGGUCUCAGAUGAGGACGUGAAGGCCGCCGUGUGUUACGUGAUGUUCAGGAUCUGGAGUUGCGCUCCUGCGAUUCAGACGCUUCCAGACACACUCCGACAGCGCAUGUGUGUGUUACUGCUGCACACACUCUCACACACACACACCACAGCGCUCACCGUCAACUGCUUGGGUGUGGUGAAGCAGAUGUGUCAGUACUCUGAUGUCGUGUGUGUGUUGAUGAGGGACCUGAAGGACGGAGGUGAAGAUCCUCUGCCCUAUCAACCACUGCCGCUCAUCCUGAAGAAGCUGUUGUUGAGCACUCAGGACUCUCUGCAGGUGGUUUCUGUGCGCUGUGUGUGUGCCGUACUGAUUCACGCUCCUCUUCACUUCUCUUCGUCCUUCAUUCAGGCUGAUUUACCCGGUGUGGAGCCACUGGUUCGCUCUCUGAAAGAGACUCUGGGAAAAUCCAACACUGAGGUGCAGAUAAAAGGACUGGAGCUGCUGACGGCCAUAUUGGACAGGCAGCCUGCAGCGGUGCGUCUCUUCCCGACCGGCUCUGAGUUUUCUGCCGUGUGUGAUGUCAUCGUGGAGGGCGUGGCCUCAUCCUGUCUGCAGGUGUCCAUGUGUGCGGUGCGAGCCGCUGCUGUCCUGCUCAGGCCCAAUCAUCAGUCCAGUCCGGUUCAGCUCGCAGACGUCAGGAGGAUCGUGGAGGUCGUGAUGUUCAAAAUCACAGAGCACCAUCACACACGCAACAGAGAGAGCUGCUCUGGUUCAAAGUCAGUGACAGCAGGAGUUUUACUGCAGAUGCUCACAUGCUUCGACGCCGCCUGCAGGUUGGUGGAGGCGUGUGUGUGUGACUCGACUCUGAAGGACGGUGUGUGUUCAGUGCAGGAGACGCUGGAGUCUGUGUGUGUGUUUCUGCUGCACUGCUGCGACGCUGCCUGCAUCCCUGCAGUUACUGGUGUGUGUGAGCGCGUCUCAUCUCCUCAGGUGCUGCAGCUCUUCCUCUCGGUUUUGUCGUGUCAGUUUUCUCUGUGUCCUGAUCACAUGACCUCCUUCUCCAAGAAGCUUGUCUUCAUGUGUGAUUGGUGUAGUUUAGUCACAUGA